Molecule: messenger RNA, 576 nt
Organism: Acanthocheilonema viteae
Lineage: Eukaryota; Metazoa; Nematoda; Chromadorea; Rhabditida; Onchocercidae
Source: the annotation of a GenBank genome assembly
AUGGAAUUAGAUGAAUCGACAAAGAAAGCACUGAAAGCUAUUCCAUUGAUGAAGACGAAGGCUGGACCUCGGGAUGGCGAUUUAUGGAUUCAGAGAUUAAAGGAAGAAUAUGAAGCUCUGAUAGCUUUUAUUAACAAUAACAAGACUGCAGACUUAGAUUGGUUUCGUUUGGAAAGUAACAGCGAUGGGACAAGAUGAUAUGAAUUUGAUGUUGAAUUUGACAUCCCGGUAACAUAUCCUACUACUGCUCCAGAAAUUGCAUUACCCGAACUAGAUGGCAAAACUCCGAAAAUGUAUAGAGGAGGACGAAUUUGCUUAUCAGAUCACUUCAAACCGUUGUGGGCUCGAAAUGUGCCGAAAUUUGGAAUUGCGCAAGCGUUCUCAUUGGGACUAGGACCCUGGUUAGCAGUGGAAGUUCCAGAUUUAUGUAAAACGCUCAAAUGGCGUGGCAAACCGUUAUUUGUAAAGCAUCGUACUCAGGCUGAAAUCGAAGAAGCGCGAAAUGUAAAAUUGAGUGAACUGAGAGAUCCGGAAGAAGACUCAGCUCGCGUAAAACGUCUGGAAUGGCUUAUUUGA